AUGUCACAGAGUCUAGGUACCUCAAUAAUUGACAAACCCUCAGAAGAAGAGGACUUCCCGUUCCCUGUGUCCAUAGUCACCACUGAUUUCAAGAAUUUUAAAAACGAUUCCCAAUCCAUUGAUCAAUUCCUCUACAAGAACCACCGAUUUACAUCACUUGAUGUGUUAAUCAAGGAGUUGAGGCAACUUUCAUCAAGCUUAAAUCAAAGCUUGCUAGAUAUUGUCAACCACGACUAUACAGAUUUUAUCGAAUUGGGUAAAUCGAUAAAUGGCGGUGACGAGUUGAUUAAUUCGAUAUCGGAAGAUUUAAAACAGUUUAAAAUCCAAUUACAUCAAUAUGACGAUAAAUUUAAUCAGAUGGAUACGGAACUCGCCACGACUUUAAGCAUAAGGCAGCAUUUGAUUGAAUUAAAAAGCAUAGCCAAGUUACAACUCCUACUACAUGAUCAAAUUGAAAUGUUUGACAGAUUGACCAAAGAAGAGUUAAACUUGGCCAGCUUGCAGAAAAUUACAGCAACGUAUCUUUCCAUAAUAAGUGUGGAUAAACAUUUGCAAAACUUGAUUGAUGAUGAACUUCCUCAAAGUAAAUUGCAACAGCAAUACUUGAAUGGGAAAGUAACGUCAGUGAUUAUGGAAUUUAAAGGGUAUAUGCGGCUGUUAUUGGGUGACGUCAAGCUGAAAAGGAUUACUGAACCUAAUUUGGUGACGCAAAUUCUCAAUAUUCAAAAUAUGCUUUAA
This is a messenger RNA of Lodderomyces margitis, 738 nucleotides long. Its product is annotated as Golgi transport complex subunit. The transcript has a single exon. Lineage: Eukaryota; Fungi; Ascomycota; Pichiomycetes; Serinales; Debaryomycetaceae. Gene Ontology annotation, biological process: intra-Golgi vesicle-mediated transport; Golgi organization; protein transport. The coding region runs from base 1 to 738 and encodes 245 amino acids. The record is from RefSeq and is a predicted model, not a curated record. Gene Ontology annotation, cellular component: membrane; COG complex.